AAUUACCAGAUAUUGAAACUAAUUUAUCAUUUUUUAAAAGUUUUGCUAUAAAUUUAAGUAUAGUAGAUGAAAAUGAUGAAUUAAAUUCAAUUCGACAGGAUGCUACUAAUCCCCAUAAAGAUAAAAAUGAUUGCAAAUAUACUUUUUGUGUAAUAGUAGUUUUUGGAAAUUUUGAAGGUGAGGAUUUAGUUUUAAGCAAAAUAGGUAUUGUAAUAGAAGUAAAAUGCGG
Messenger RNA from Funneliformis geosporum, 229 nucleotides. NCBI's taxonomy places the organism in Eukaryota, Fungi, Glomeromycota, Glomeromycetes, Glomerales, Glomeraceae. The record is from the annotation of a GenBank genome assembly.